AAAGUGGGCCAGACCUCAGACGAAGACUGCGGCGGGAGCGUCUCCGCCUAGGUUCCGACUUAACAUUUGUUGCUGAAGCUGGUUGCAUUCAGAAGAUGCGGCGAUUCUGUCUCCUCCUAUCGGUUCUCUGUCUACUUGUUGCUGUGUGUGUUUCCUUUGCGGCUGCCAGAUCGUUGUGUCUCGAGGGGAACGAAGAAUGCAAGUUGCGGGAGCGAAGAGUAUGGCCUCCGCCCAACGAAAACAUGGCGCCGUUGCAGUGGCCUCCCAAGUGGAACCCGGAGCCAAUGCAGUGGCCUCCGAAGGCUAAGAGGACUGAUGACGAGGAGGUGGAGUUGGAAAAUGAGGUGGCGGCAAAGUUUGAGCGUCUCUGGCCAACGAUACGAAGAUACCUGGAACGGCAUUAUAUGAAACCUGAACUGGAAUGACAUCCGGUGAUCAACGACUACCGUCUGUUUCUUAACCAGGAAAAAAAUCAAAACCACCAGCUGAGGGAGUAGGAGUUCUACAUUGGAUUGGCAUAGCGUGAUGGAUACGUCUUUUGUCUCCAACGUCAUUUAAAAAACUAAAACGGCUGUACUUUAGAGACCAUUACGUAGAUAAAGCUCUGUGGCAUUCCGACACACUUACUGUAAAUUGGUUGUUAAGGUAGAACCGAGCGCAGUGUGAUGAUAUACUGUUGGGUUGAAUCACCUGUGAAUUUCCGAGGAUAGCGAACCACUGUUGAAACAAAGUCAAAUCAAUAAUACGGGAGUCCCAAUCGUCUUAUUCGUCAUUUUUUUUAAACAAAUAGGCAAACCGCAAAAGGCAGACUUUCUGUCGUUCAAAAUUCCUGAGGACCUUUGUUAACGUUGUAUACUGUGAUAAUAUAAAAUGUACUUAAUGCACUAUGGUAAAAAAAAGAACUAUGGUAAAAAAGUAACGGUUGAGAAUUGAUAACAACCCUUACCAGAGUGUAAUAAUAGUAUGGAUAUUAUAUUCUUGAGUGGAACGUUCAGAAAGAUAGAAACUUCAGGUCCCUCGAGUAGACAGAGUUAUCUCUUAUAGUUCAUGAAGUAAGUACAACAGCGGCGUCUUUUCAAAUAGGACGGAUGGCAACGGAGCCAGUAAUAUAUGUGAAUAAAAUGAU
Messenger RNA from Branchiostoma belcheri (Belcher's lancelet), 1126 nucleotides. RefSeq lists its product as uncharacterized. The transcript is spliced from 5 exons. Lineage: Eukaryota; Metazoa; Chordata; Leptocardii; Amphioxiformes; Branchiostomatidae. The record is from RefSeq and is a predicted model, not a curated record. The coding region runs from base 96 to 425 and encodes 109 amino acids.